Messenger RNA from Phragmites australis (common reed), 1551 nucleotides. RefSeq names its product protein PHOSPHATE STARVATION RESPONSE 2-like. The transcript is spliced from 8 exons. Gene Ontology annotation, molecular function: DNA-binding transcription factor activity; DNA binding. NCBI's taxonomy places the organism in Eukaryota, Viridiplantae, Streptophyta, Magnoliopsida, Poales, Poaceae. The coding region runs from base 234 to 1496 and encodes 420 amino acids. The record is from RefSeq and is a predicted model, not a curated record.
ACAUGAGAGUAGUAAUAGUACCAGAUUCAGAGCCCAUAGUCCCCAUCCCACACCCUCUAAAGAAAAAUGAGUUGAACUUAGUCCCUGAUGGCUGAUGAUCUGAGUCUCACAUCUUCGAUUCAAAGUUUAACACCUUCUCUUCUUUGAUUCCAUUGCCAGAAGAAACAAGCUACAGUACUUGGACAAUUGAUAUGACGAAAGCUCCAAUUUAACAGAUUGAAGUGGAUCAUCGUAUGGGUACUGCAUACAGCCAUACAUCAACCAUGAAUCAGCUUCACAAUACAAGAGUUCCUACAUGUAUUUCAUCACCUACAGUUUUAUUGCCAGCACCCUCAGAAGUGACAUUUCUUAGUUGUCCAGAGCGUAGACCAUCUUAUGUUGACAGCGAGCUGCCUGGUAGUUCUAUCACCUCAUUCGGUGCUUCUGUGGCAGCAAGUAAUGCCCUCCAGUCAACGUGUGCGUUAGCUUCUCACUUUACCUCAGGUCUUCAUACCAUCAAUGAAUCACCUAAUAAUGGGAUGCUUUCUUCUGGAUCAGAUGCUACUGAACCAUCAGAUCCUGACAUUCCAUUGCCAUCAAUGCACUCAUCAUUCAAGGGUGACUCAAGUUCACUAACGAUGGCUUUUCCGAAAGUAUCUGAACAGAUUAGUUGGAACCAAGAACCACUCCAAGGAGUAUUUGAUUAUCCAACAAAUCUUGAUUUCUCCGAUCAACAAAAUCCGACCACUGUUGGCCAACAAAUUCAAGACAGCAUUACAGUGAAUCCUAGCACCCACCUUGCAAAGCAAAAUGAGUGGUUUCCAUCUGGGAGUUCAGUGCAGUUUCUAGGAUCUGCUGGAUCUGUGCUGGAGGCAGUUGAUGCUAUAACUGCAACACCGCAAAAUUAUUGUUAUUGCCAUACACAGAGUAGCAUGCCUGAUCCUUUCAACUGUGAUGCAUAUUGCGCUGAUAAUCUCCCCUCUUCGAACACCACUCCAACCAAGUCAAGGAUACGCUGGACACCUGAGCUCCAUGAGCGGUUUGUUGAUGCUAUUAACAAGCUGGGUGGAAGUGAAAAAGCAACUCCAAAAGCUCUCCAGAAGGUUAUGAAGGUCGAAGGGUUAACUAUAUACCAUGUAAAAAGCCAUCUACAGAAGUACCGUGCAGUUCAACAUCGAUCUCAAUCAUCUGAUGGCGCAUGUGCAAAGAGAAGCAGCCAAACUGAUGAGGUUUCCCUUCUACAAUUGAAAGGCACGGGGAGCAUUGAAGGAUUAAGGACACAGAUUGGCUUGCAGAAACAACUUCAUGAACAACUUGAGAUCCAAAGAAAAUUGCAGUUGCAAGUUGAGGAACACAGCAAGUACCUUGAAAUGAUAAUUGCAAAGCAGAGUGAAAGCCUAAAAAAGCUCGGAGCAUUACCAGGUUUUCGAGAUCAAUCCCAGCCGGUUUUGGGUGACAGUAAAGCAUGUGAAGAACGGACGGUAUGCACUAAUUCAGCAGAACUACUGGGAAAAUGAAAAUGGUCAUAGAAAGCGACUUUACGUGAGCUCACUGCCAGCAGAAAGCAGUUUU